GCUUUGGAUUGUUUGUGCAGUUUAUGGUAUUUGCAUGUUCGGAUUCCCGAGUUUGCCCAUCUCACGUCUUGAAUUUCCAACCGGGGGAGGCCUUUGUGGUCAGAAAUAUUGCAAACAUGGUGCCUCCUUAUGACAAGAAAAGACACUCCGGAGUGGGUGCUGCCAUUGAAUACGCGGUUCUACAUCUAAAGGUGGAGAAUAUUGUGGUGAUAGGACACAGCUGCUGUGGUGGAAUAAAGGGACUCAUGUCUAUCGAAGAUGAUGCAGCCCCCACAAAAAGUGACUUCAUAGAAAACUGGGUGAAGAUAUGCGCACCGGCGAAGAACAAGAUCAAGCAAGAACUGACAGAGAUGAGCUUCGACGAACAGUGCACAAACUGCGAGAAGGAAGCGGUGAACGUGUCGCUGGGGAAUCUGCUGUCGUAUCCAUUCGUGAGGGAAGGAGUGGUAAAGAACACUCUCUCCAUAAGAGGCGCUCACUACGACUUCGUCAAUGGCACUUUUGAGCUCUGGGAGCUCGACUUCAAGACCACCCCUGCCUUUGCCUUUUAAUCCCUCUCUCCCCCCCCUUCCAUUGUCCCAUUUGCUUAUUUCUCUUUCAAAAUGAACCCAAAAUUUAUUAUGUAAGCAACUCUGUUUUCAAUUUCAUGUUCAGACUAUUGUUCGGA
Molecule: messenger RNA, 667 nt
Organism: Tarenaya hassleriana
Lineage: Eukaryota; Viridiplantae; Streptophyta; Magnoliopsida; Brassicales; Cleomaceae
Product: beta carbonic anhydrase 4-like
Exons: 4
Coding region: 24-551 (175 amino acids)
Biological process (GO): carbon utilization
Molecular function (GO): carbonate dehydratase activity; zinc ion binding
Source: RefSeq, a predicted model, not a curated record